AUGAGGAAGUGUCACAUAAUCAGCUAUACGCACAGCAAAAAGCAUGUACGCCAUGCUCUGAAGCUUCUUCAACAGCUAGAACUUCAUCUUGGAUCAUCACCCACUCAACCACCAUCCCAAUUGACCUCUGGCUUACAUCCAUCCACUCCAAAUCAACCCUCUCCCUCAUUCAGUGCUUGUUCGCCUGCUCCGUUAUGGCAUGAAGACGACAAAAUUGCGGACACCUUCAAUACUCAGGAUAAUCAUCUCCAACACACCUACAACCUUGCCCUCAAUCCGGGAGGGGACAUCUACGACGAGCUUUGCAAAUCAAAGCCAAAGGGGGACCAUUUAUUUCCAUGUCAUUUAUGUCCCGCCACCGAAGAAUUUGGACUAGAAGGUGAUGGGCCUGACUAUCUACAGGAAGACUGGUUCAAUGAAAAUCAAGACUUUGUACAGGGCUUGUCCAGUACCUCACACAAAGAUGUGCAGCCGGGUGAACAAACAUACCCAUUGCUAUCUUUGGCGGCACAGAAGACGGCUGUUUUAGCAUGGGCCAAGGGACUGAACGCUCAAAAUGUGCCAACUCUGCAUGUGUUGGCUCAGUCUCAGAAAAAAAUCUGUAGCAUGGUUGGAAACCCAACGGAAAAAUUUGUCAGCAACUCCGGCAAUAUUUUCUAUUGUAACAGCAUUGGCAAAGCUAUUGCAAAGGACUAUUCUAACCCCAUCACUCGAUUCACGAUGCAAGAUUACCCUGAAGACAACGGAGGAUCUAUAUCUCAAGUCCAUCAUGGAUCCAAAGUGUUACAUGACCUACCGCCCAGUCUGGCAGUUCCCUCGUUGCACACAAAUGGCAAAAUCUUUUCCGUCAACGAGCUUUUACAACAGGAUAGUGGAAACUGCUUUAUUCCCAUCAAGUUCUUUCUACACAAAGAUCAACGUGGUGUCAAGGUCUUAGCCAUUGGACACAAUGUUGUCCGCUCUGAUGUAGGAUUCAUUGUCAACCCCGAAUGUCUCAUAGCCUCAAGCAUGACCCCCAAAAGAUCAUUCAAAGACAUCAGUAACAACUCGCAAGGAUACUGUAAAUUUACAGAUUCUUCCACCCACUUUGCAUCUAAAAUGCCCCACCCUCUCCGAGCAAAAUCUGGUGGCCGCUUAAUACUAACAGUCCCGCUGAUAGUUUUCAUGGAUGAUGUUUCAGAGAAUAUUUCCAAACAGUGGAACAAGCAUCAUGUGGUCUACAUGUUGAACACUUCAAUUCCUCGGAACAUGAUUGAGAAAGAGUUCUGCAUACAUUUUGUGGUGUCCUCACCACAUGCUGCCCCCAUGGAGUUGAUGAAAGGAGUUACUGAUUCAAUCUGUAAAGCUGAAAAGACAGGGAUAAUCACAUGGGACUGUCAGUAUGAGGAGGAAAUAAUGUUAAUUCCUUAUGAGCUUUUUGUUGCUGGGGAUAACCCUAUGCAUGCCAAAGAGUGCAGUCAUGCUGGGCUCAAAACUAACCACUUCUGUAGAAGAUGCAAAGUUGGUGAGACCCAAGUAGAAAAAAAGAGUGACAAAGGUUAUCAGAAGCUUUUCCAGAGUGGCUCUCCUCGCUUGCCGCAGGAAACAAUCGAGGAAGGUUUGCGUCAAGAUUCCCUUUCUCUAGAGUCAGGUGGUACUGACAAGGUCAAAAAAGCUGCCACAUCCACAGGCAUACGAGAUGCAGCCAGCGUGUCAGUAGUGCAGCACCUCUUGGAGCUGGGUAAACAACUUCGCAAGCAUGUUCCAGGUAAAGCGGCUUUACCUGAGGCAGAUGUAUGCAAGCGUCUAGAAGGAGAGCUAGAAGAGCUACUAUAG
This is a messenger RNA of Serpula lacrymans var. lacrymans S7.9, 1815 nucleotides long. RefSeq lists its product as uncharacterized. The record is from RefSeq and is a predicted model, not a curated record. Bases 1 to 1815 code for a protein of 604 amino acids. Lineage: Eukaryota; Fungi; Basidiomycota; Agaricomycetes; Boletales; Serpulaceae. The transcript has 9 exons.